This is a messenger RNA of Laccaria bicolor S238N-H82, 2448 nucleotides long. RefSeq lists its product as uncharacterized. The coding region runs from base 1 to 2448 and encodes 815 amino acids. NCBI's taxonomy places the organism in Eukaryota, Fungi, Basidiomycota, Agaricomycetes, Agaricales, Hydnangiaceae. The record is from RefSeq and is a predicted model, not a curated record. Gene Ontology annotation, biological process: mitotic chromosome condensation. The transcript has 12 exons. Gene Ontology annotation, cellular component: condensed chromosome; condensin complex.
AUGGUCAAAUCCACCAGGGUCCUGGACGACCUGCAGGAGACUAUCGCUGCGCUAUUCGACCAAGCGCAAUCAUCUAUCGCCAACCAUAAGAAAAAUUGUGUAACUCUGUACAAGCUCCAUGUCAAGGCGGCAGCGAUCACGAAGCCCUCGAAGGCUGGUGGGACUGGCGUCAAACCCAUUGGAGAGCGGGCGUUUGGGGAUGUGUUUAUUGAUAUGAUCAGUCGGAUAUUGCCAGUGAAGAAGGGAUCGGCGACGGCAGAUCGGAUUGUGAAAUAUGUUGGGGCGUAUGUUCAAUUUAUCAACGAGAAAGGCGCGUUCCUUUUUUUUUGGGCUGAAGACAAUUUCACAACACGAUUUGUCGCCCGCCUAUUACAAUGGCUCAUCCAAGGAUUCGUUGCGAAGAAUAAAAAUAUCCGAUACCGCUGCAUUCAUUUUGUUGCUGAAAUGAUAUUGCACAUCGGAGAAGUGGAUGAGGAUAUGUAUAGCAUGCUCCGUGAUAACUUGAUGGACAGACUAUCCGACAAGGAGCCGCUGAUUCGGAGUCAUGCAGUUGCUGCACUAUCUAAACUUGUGGGCACUGAGGAUCCGGACGAAGUCGAAGAAGGGGAAAAGUCCAUUCUUGAGAUACUUUUGGACGUCGUCUCAAGCGAUUCCGCAGCAGAAGUCCGCCGCACCGCCUUGUUGAAUAUUCCUCUAUCUUCAGCCACGCUUGAUGCCAUCUUGAGUCGCACCCGGGAUGUGGACCCUCUCACCCGCAAAAUAGUAUACGCUGGCGUUCUCCAGACAAGACUAAGUCAUCCACGUCAGUUGACGAUAGCUCAACGCGAACAAGUCGUCAAAGACGGACUCGGCGAUAGAGAGCCCGGAGUUCGCGUGGCUGCUGGAAAGUUGGUAGCCAGCUGGUUUGAUAUUGUCCUUGCCGAAACGGAUAAAGCGGAGGAGGCUACUUGGGAAGGAGACGAUGGGGGUGUAAUGAAGGGGUUGAUUCGCUUCCUUGCACUGUUCGACGUGGUCGGGCCUGGGGAGACAAUUGCCGUUGACGCGAUGACGUCUAUCUUCGUCACUAGACCCGAUCUUCCCACCGUGUUUACCUUCCCUGACGCAUACUGGAAGAAUCUCACACCAGAGUCAAUUGUGCUUGCUCGCGUGUUUGUUGAGCACUGCAUCAGCGUGAAAAAUGAAACUCUUUUGGAAGCCGCGGCAUUGCCUGUCGUCACGGCCUUUGCAUUCCAUAUGCAGGAAUCUUAUAAUCUGCUAUUGGAAGCUCUUGAAGAUCUCAAUGAGGCGGACGAGGACGAAGUCCUGGAGGAGGAGCUCGCUAAGCGGGAAGCCAUCCUGGGCGAGCUGUUAAGGGUGACUUUGAAGUUGGACUACGGGGAUGAAAUUGGCCGUAGGAAGGUGUUCACUGUCGUCAAGGACAUGCUAGGCCAUCCGAAAUUACCUCCAGGCUUGAUUCAGAAUUGCUUUGACGUCUUGAAAGAGAUCAUGCCUUCAGAGCGUGACCUUAUCAGAAUCGUUGUCGAGAUCAUCGUCGACCUGCGAGAAGGAGAUGAUGAUGGUGAGGAUGAUGAUAACCAAGUAGACCACGACGAUCCUGACACUACACUGAGUACAAUCAGGAAAGAGCGAUCCCUCCGCCGGACGAAAGGCCGUGAAGAGAUGUCGGCGGAGGAACGGAUAGACGCAGAUGCGAAAGACAUUCGGUGUCUUCUGCUAUGUAUCGCUAUGCUGGAGCGUGUCGAUGGCUCUUUUGAAGACAAUUCAACCCUAGAAGGAAUUCUGGCGGAUCUUAUUAUUCCUUCAGUGAAGAGGAAGGAGCUAGCCAUGCGGGAGAAGGCUCUUAUCAGCCUGGGUCUCUGUUGUCUCAUCGCCAAGAAUAUGGCAUUAAGUUCAUUCCAACUCUUCGUCAGCCAAGCACAGAAUGCAUCAACUGAACUCAAGCUACAAGUUAUACGAGUCAUUUUUGACCUUCUUUUUAUGUAUGACCAAGAUUUCUUUGGACACUCAGAGGAUAUCGUGCGUGCGAAACGUAUUAUCGACUUCUUACUGCAGACUCUUGAAGCUGAAGAAUCCCCUGCCGUCCAAGUCAUCUUGUGCACUGGAUUUUGCAAGCUUCUUCUAGCCGGAAUAAUCACAGACCCUAAUGUUCUGACAUGCCUAGCAUUGAUGUAUGUGUCUCCGACGACCGUUGACAACCAGGAACUGCGGCAGUGUCUGUCAUAUUUCUUCCCCGUCUAUGCCUACGCCUCCUCAGCAAAUCAAAGCUAUAUCCAAUCGAUCUUUAUACCAGCAUUCGAUUUCGUUUCACGGACAUACGAUGAAAUAGAAGAGGGUCAAGAGAUGAUAUCACCAUACCAAUUUGGACUUUUGUUGAUCGAUUGGACCAAUCCACAGAGGACAGCGGAGAUGUAUGACAUUCCCUCGUUUUUUUCUAUAAAGUUAGGUUGA